AUGGAAAUGGAUAAAGAAGAAGGAGAAAUGAGUGAUGAUCCGAUGCUAGGGGGUGAAGAUAAUGAUUGUCUUCCAGAAGAAGAUGUAAAGCCUACAUUGCUUUAUCGAGGAAGGAAGGAAGGAAUAAUCAUCACACAACUAGAAAAAAUCGACGCAAAGAAGUUAGAAGAGAGAGCAAAAAGAUUUGGAUUGAAUCUCUCAGGAAAUAGAGUAGUAACACAAAUACAAAUUGAUGAAUUAUACCGUAAUUUUGGAAUAGAGAGUGGGAAUGAACGUCACUUUCGAUUUGAUGCACUACAUUUAAGUGGCGUUGCUGGGCUUAAGGAAAAGGACAUAUUUGAGUACCUUGCAGAUUAUAAGCCAGUCAGCCUUGAAUGGAUUGAUGACAAUUCAUGUAACAUAGUUUGCCAAGAUCAUAUAUCAGCUGCAUUGGCAUUGUUAGUUCAUUCACGGGAAAUUAAAAAUGAAGAUUUAAAAGAUAUGCUGCGCAAAUCAUCACAUCACUGGAGGGAAGGUGUGCCACACCCUAAACAGGACCUGAUAUUGAUGCGUUUUGCUACUAAUGGAGAUAAGAAAAUGCCAAAAAAGAUACCAGAAAGGAAAGCACCAGAAGGAUAUUAUGAUGAAAUCUUAGAUCCACCAACUAAAAACCCCUGGGGAGAUUUAUGCAGAUCUUGGGGUGUAUAUGACAACCAGGAAGUUAUUCAGCGCAGAUUACCAAAAAAUGAUUAUGAAGAUGAAAUAGAAGAACCUGUGCCUAAAGUACAAAUCAGAAAUAAGAGACUAGCUAUGCGUCUCGGCAAAAGAAAUCACAAAAAUGUUGAAGAUCAGGAUGAAGAUAGCGAUUCUGAUACUGAGUGGAAAAAGAAAUCUAAGACCCCUAGAAUGAGAAUGCAUGCUGACGACGAAGAAUCUAAGCAGAACAAGAAAAAACAAGCUAUGGAAUUGACUAAAGCUAUUGCUGAUAAAGAUGUUUAUGCUCCUCUGUCCAUAGAAGUGGUAAAUGCGAAAACAAAAUAUACACCAAGAGAACCAGUACUAUUGUCAGAUAAAUUCAAGUUCCACAAUAAAACUACUACAAAUAAAGCUAGAAACAAUGUCCAGUCUAGACUAGGUGCGAAAAUUAUCCGUGAGGAAUUACCAUCAUCAAGUGAUGAGGAUUCAUAUUCUUCUGAUGAAUCUGAUCACAACACAAUGAGCAGAGUUCAAAAAAUUUCUACCAACAAGAGUUCCAGUUCCAGUGUGUGGUCAAGACUAGAGUCUAAGCCUACCAAUACAAGAGACCAUAAUGAUUUGAGGCAAAUGCUGAAGUCAAAAAAGGAAUCUACAACAAAAACAGAUGAUUUAAGAGACAGAAUUAGUAAAUACAAAAAAGCACCUUUACGGAUUGAAAUAGACAAUAAUUAGGGAGUUAUCAUUUAGGUAAAUUGUUAGGAUGAUUGGUCAGAUGAUGGCCUCACAAAUGUUGGUUCAGAUACUCAAAGAGGGGUGACGGAUCAGGAAACAACUGUUC
Molecule: messenger RNA, 1513 nt
Organism: Leguminivora glycinivorella
Lineage: Eukaryota; Metazoa; Arthropoda; Insecta; Lepidoptera; Tortricidae
Product: nuclear cap-binding protein subunit 3-like
Exons: 3
Coding region: 1-1407 (468 amino acids)
Cellular component (GO): cytosol; nucleus
Molecular function (GO): RNA 7-methylguanosine cap binding; mRNA binding
Source: RefSeq, a predicted model, not a curated record